CGAAGAAGAAGAAGAAGAAGAAGAUAAAGUUCUUCAUUUACGUCAUCAACAAGUGCCGCGUUGCAGGCACGUGACGUUGGCGCUUGACAACCAAAAGUGAAUUUAGUGUAAUGACCACCACCUUUUUACAACAACAAUUUUCGUGUACGAGCAGCAGAUCACGUGCGUCACAAUGUGCCAGGUGGAUGAAGACUAUCAUGAUGGGCUGGACCGCGCGGAGGUGCCCAGUGUUUUCAAGAAAUGUGUUAAAUGCAAAGAGGCGAGUGCAGCUGUGGUCAUCCGAGCAGGAGAUACCUUCUGCAGGGGCUGUUUCAAAGAAUACUUCAUUCACAAGUUCAGGGCCAUGCUGGGAAAAAAUAGGAUAAUUUUCCCUGGAGACAAGGUGCUGUUGGCUGUAUCUGGAGGUUCUUCGUCCUGUUCAAUGCUCAGUCAAGUCCUAGAGGGACUGAGUCAAAAUGCUCACAAGAAGUUGAGAUUCUUACCUGGCAUUGUCUACAUUGAUGAGGGUGGUGUUGUAGGUCAGUCUGUUGAUGAGAGACUGAGGACGGUGGCUGAGCUGCAAGCUGUGUUCAGAGCUACUGGUUUCCCCUUUUAUGUGGUGCCCCUGGAACAGGUUCUAGACCUUCCCAGUUCAGUCGUUGUGAUGGCCCCAUCAUUAUCAGAACAACCAGCCAGUGCCUACAAAGAAGCUGUGGAUCAGUUCCUUAAAAGUAACAGUGGCAGCUGUUUGAAUCCAAAAGACCAGGACCCAACAUCACUGCGAGUGGUUCCAGAGGCCCACACACAGUUACUGCAGCAGCUGAUUGUAUCAGCUAAGACACUGACGGCCAGACAUGACCUGCUGAACACAUUAAGGCAGCAUUUGCUGGUGCACACAGCUCGUACUGAGGGCUACAGAAAAGUGAUGCUCGGAGACAACUGCACCAGACUGGCAAUUAAACUCCUCACCAGUAUAUCACUAGGCAGAGGAGCACAGCUGGCUCAGGACACGGGUUUCUCAGACUCCAGGUAUGGUGACAUAAUAUUAGUGAGGCCAAUGAGGGACUACUCAGCCAAAGAAAUCGCUUACUACAACCAUUUGUUCAACGUGGCCUCUGUUUUCAUACCAAGCCUGGACACUAAGACAACAGAAAAAGCCAGUAUACAGCGACUGACGGAGAGCUUUGUCACUAAACUACAGGUAGACUUCCCCUCUACUGUCAGCACCAUCUAUAGGACCAGUGAGAAGCUGCAGACGGCAUGUAAGAGCUCCUCCACAGCCGACCGCUCUGACAGGUGUCUGCUCUGUGUGUGCGCUCUGGAUACUUCGGUUGAGAAUGCUUCAUCCUUUCAGGCCACACUGACCUCAGAGCAGCUCUCCCAGACUAAAUAUCCUGCCAGGACUAAGAGCGAUCGACUUCACCCUGCUCCAGUGGAGCUCGAGUCAAGUGUUCCCUCUGGACCGUGCUGUUCCUCUGGAGGAGGAGAGGAUUGUGGGGGAGCAGAGAGUGGUGAAGGCUGUUGUUCUGCCAAGGAACCAGAGAAAACCAAUCUGAAGACUCUGUUGUGUUACAGCUGUCACCUGACCAUCAAAGAUAUGUCAUCAGUGGAGCAUCUCCCUCAGUACAUCCUGUUAGAGGCGCAAAGGAGGAAAAGGAGGUCUAAGAUGAGGGAGGAGAUCAGCGAGUUCCUGCUGGAUGACGGUGAGGGAGGCCAUUAGCAGGAGGAGGUUCUGAUGCUGAAUGUUCACAUCCAGCAGUGCACUCUGACAAAUUUACAUCUUUUCAGCCUUCAGGCAGUCAAUGUCUUUAAAAUAUAAAUAUUACAAUUUUCAACUUUUGGUUUGACAUUUUAAAUGCAUAAAAAAUUAAAGUACCAGUUUUUUCCCCAUGA
This is a messenger RNA of Hippoglossus stenolepis (Pacific halibut), 1872 nucleotides long. It is a transcript of the gene ctu2, whose product is annotated as cytosolic thiouridylase subunit 2 homolog (S. pombe). Gene Ontology annotation, cellular component: cytosol. NCBI's taxonomy places the organism in Eukaryota, Metazoa, Chordata, Actinopteri, Pleuronectiformes, Pleuronectidae. The record is from RefSeq and is a predicted model, not a curated record. Gene Ontology annotation, biological process: tRNA wobble position uridine thiolation. The coding region runs from base 173 to 1699 and encodes 508 amino acids. Gene Ontology annotation, molecular function: sulfurtransferase activity; tRNA binding. The transcript has 16 exons.